UAGCAGAUUAUGACACAGUUUUGUAUUUAAGCUGACGCUUACAUUGUAUUUGACAGCAGUCGGCUUUCGAGUUAACUGAUCCAUCAACAUGAAUACCUUCAUCAUCUUGUCAUGCUUAGUCGCCGUCUCCCUAGCCAUGGGAGUCCCUCGUAGCCCCCUCGAGGCAGCAGCGGCCCGUCGUGCGCUCCCCGCGCUCCAGCACGAGGAAAUCCACGACGAAUUCGGGCAGUACGCGCUCCGUUACGUCACGGCCGAGGGCACCGUGGUGUCCGAGCGAGGUCGCCUGAUCCCUUCCCCCAGUGGCGGACAUGUCCUCGUCACCGAGGGAGAGACCUCGUACAUCGGCGACGACGGCAAGACCCACAUCACCAAAUACAGCGCUGGUCUUGAUGGAUACAAAGUUGAGGAGUUGACCGCUUGAUUUUGCUUUUCAAAUUCAGAGCCAUCUAAAUCACAAACUUAUAGUUUACGGUUUUGGACUAUGAAAUGUAGGCUGGUACAGUGAAUAAAUGUGUACAGUUCCCAAAUGUA
This is a messenger RNA of Cydia pomonella (codling moth), 531 nucleotides long. RefSeq lists its product as uncharacterized. The record is from RefSeq and is a predicted model, not a curated record. The transcript is spliced from 2 exons. The coding region runs from base 89 to 421 and encodes 110 amino acids. NCBI's taxonomy places the organism in Eukaryota, Metazoa, Arthropoda, Insecta, Lepidoptera, Tortricidae.